CAUCGCAUCUCAUCUCAUCUCAUCGCCAGGCCAUAUCUUUUACUCUUUCAAACUUCAAAGAAAAGCCUCAACUUCCGUUACGAAGCGCCACCUCUGACUCUAACCGUCAGCCUCCUCAGCGCAAGGAAAAUCCAUACACAUGUACAACGCGCAACCGCCAAUGAAAGCAUCCUCAAAAUCGCCGGCAAAUAUGCCGGAAGAACUCCCCAUCUCAACAACCACUGACAGUACUAUAACAACCGCCGGACCGCCGAAGAAGCUGUCUCUCGUUCCUCUCAUCUUUCUGAUCUACUUCGAGGUGGCCGGUGGGCCGUACGGAGAGGAGCCUGCGGUGAAAGCAGCCGGACCCCUCUUGGCCAUUAUUGGCUUCUUCGUCUUCCCCUUCAUAUGGAGUAUUCCGGAGGCGCUUAUCACGGCGGAGCUCUCCACCUCAUUUCCCGGGAACGGUGGGUUUGUUAUAUGGGCGGAGCGCGCGUUUGGUCCUUUCUGUGGCUCCCUCAUGGGCACGUGGAAGUUGCUCAGUGGUGUCAUCAACAUUGCCGCCUUCCCUGUUCUUUGCAUAGACUACAUGAAGCGAUUAAUCCCUGCUUUGGAGUCUGGACUGCCCAGGUACUUUGCAAUAUUGGGAUCAACUAUAGGCCUUUCGUUUCUUAAUUAUACUGGAUUGACUAUUGUUGGAUAUGCUGCUGUGGUGCUUGCUGUUGUUUCACUUGCUCCAUUUAUUCUGAUGUCUCUGAUUGCACUCCCCAAAAUUCGACCGCAUAGAUGGAUGAGUUUGGGACAAAAGGGUGUUGAGAAAGAUUGGAACUUGUACUUCAACACCCUUUUCUGGAACUUGAAUUUCUGGGACAAUGUUAGUACUCUGGCUGGAGAAGUUGAGAAGCCCCAGAAAACUUUUCCAAGGGCUCUUUUUGUUGCAGUGAUUUUCACUUGCGUGGCAUACUUGAUUCCACUUUUGGCUGUCACUGGGGCUCUUUCUGUUGACCAAAACGAAUGGGAAUCUGGGUUUAUGGCUCAAGCUGCAGAAUUGAUUGCUGGGAAAUGGUUGAAAAUCUUUCUUGAGAUUGGUGCUGUGUUAUCAGCAAUUGGGCUGUUUGAAGCCCAAUUAAGCAGCAGUGCUUUUCAAGUUCUGGGAAUGGCAGAUAUAGGAUGUUUGCCUAAGUUUUUUGGUCUAAGGUCUAAGUGGUUCAACACACCUUGGGUUGGAAUUUUGUUAUCAACUGUGAUUUCACUAGCGGUUUCAUACAUGAAUUUCACAGACAUUAUAUCCUCUGCCAAUUUCUUGUAUAGUUUGGGCAUGUUGUUAGAAUUUGCUUCAUUUGUUUGGCUGAGAAGGAAGCUGCCAACUAUGAAGCGGCCGUACCGGGUUCCGCUGCGGCUGCCGGGGCUGGUGAUCAUGUGCUUGAUACCAUCUGGGUUUUUGGUGUUGAUAAUGGUUCUUGCUACCAAGAAAGUCUAUUUAGUGAGUGGUGUAAUGACUGCUGGUGGGAUUGGAUGGUACUUCUUGAUGAAACUUUGCAAGUCAAAGAAGUUGUUCAAGUUCAACGUUGAUGGUGAAGUUGGAGUUGAAAUAAAUGGCCAAUAGACUAGUGUGGUUGGUGGUUUAUUCAUGACCUUUUGAAAGAUUGAAGCUUGUGGGGCUUCAAUUGGAGACCCAAAAUUGAAUGAUUCUAGUUAUGCAGAAAAGAUUAGUCUCAUCAUGAGUGAAUUGAAUUGUCGUAAUCUCUAGCUCAGAAAAUUAGAACUUCUCCUGUAGCAGCAGCAAUUGUAAGGAAAUUUGCUUUCUUUUUGGGGGCAGAUUGGGUGUGUACUACCCAAAAAAUAAGUAGAAAUUGUAAGAUAUGGCAUGUGAUUUUGUGUGGUUUAAUUAAUUACAA
This is a messenger RNA of Corylus avellana, 1877 nucleotides long. RefSeq names its product putative polyamine transporter At3g13620. Gene Ontology annotation, molecular function: transmembrane transporter activity. Gene Ontology annotation, biological process: transmembrane transport. Gene Ontology annotation, cellular component: membrane. The record is from RefSeq and is a predicted model, not a curated record. Lineage: Eukaryota; Viridiplantae; Streptophyta; Magnoliopsida; Fagales; Betulaceae.